CGCUUGCGACUCGGCAGACGCUGGUCCCGAAUUGGCGAGCGGUCACAGGUCUAAUUCUGACCACGCGGCGCUCAACAGUAACAUAGGCAGCUACGAUCAGACCCUAAACUUAUAAUUGCUUGGAUAAAUUCUAGUCAGUCUAUCAGCUGUGGCGGUCACACCGAGCUGCUCCUGCGCGACCGCGGCACCGCCGCUGUUAUCAUUUGAUGCAUGUAUAUGCAAAUGCACAUAUCCAAUGAGUCUGUCAGGCGACGGAGCCGCCGCUGAGCAUAGAACUUGACCCGUCCUCCGAGCCCUUUUUUCAACACCGUGGGCUCCCCGAGUCUAGCGUCUUAUCAACCUUGGCGACGGAGGGCUUCUUAAAUCACGGCGGACUUCUCGGUGACUCCGCCCCAGCGAAGCGACCGUGGGCCUUUGCAUGGCAACCGUCACGCUGGGCCGCGAUACCGGAGACUCAGGAAGGACUCGAGCGGAAAGCGACUUGGGCGAUCGUGGCGCUGGAAAAAAGAGGAAACCGGAGCUUGCGGGCGCCAACAGUGGGAGCUCUGAUAGCUCGGCUGGUCAUCUAGCAGUGGCCAGCUCAGAGCGGUCGCCUCAGCGUGCCCGUGCCACUCCGGGACUUGCGAUGUCCGCAUCACUCCUGUUAGUAAAGGAGGACCCAACCGAGGAGGAGGAGGAGCAGGAGCAGGGGCAGAAUUGUGAACUAGAUGAGCCGCCGCCGCCGCAGCAGCAGCAGCAGCAGCCUCAACAGCAGCCAGCAGCAGCCGCCGCGACUGGCGGCACUCUCGCGGCACUCAGCGGCUCUGUGCACGCCACCUCCCUGCGCAACUCCACCUCCGUACCGGGCGUCGCCAUCACCGUGCAGUCGCGGUCCCUGGGCGCGCCCAUUCCGGUGCAAGUGCUCGCAGCGCGCAGCGCCGCCGCCGCCGCCAGCGGCGGCGGCAAGCCGCCCAGCCACAGUGGGCUUGGCGGCUACCCGCCGGGCUCGCCCCGUGAGGACUAUGACAACGGCCGCGCGCCCAGGGGGCUCGGCGACGGCGGCAGUGGUUGGGAGGCGGGCGGCGCGUACGGCGGCGGUGGCGGCGACCCCAUGGCGUGGCGCAAUGCGGCUGCGGCUGCGGCCGCUGAGGCGGGCGAGGCCGAGUUCGACAUGUCCACGCUGCCCGCGGUGCUGCCGCCGCCGGUGGAGGUGACGGUGGCAGUGCGCGUGGGCAGCGGCGACGAGCCGCCUCGCGGCCCCGGUGGCGGCUACGUGAAGGGCCACGCGGUGGGUCUGUUCCAGCCGCAGCUGUACCUGGCGCGCAUGGACUGCAUCCGGUACAAGGGCAUCAACGUUAGCCGCAGCAACUUUGAAAAGGUGGGCGGCAGCAACAUGGCCAAGUGGUAUCGCUCCAUCCGCGUCAUGCCCGACCUGGAGCCGCUGGGCGAGUGGCUGGAGCGCCACGGCCUGCCCGUGCUCAAGGGCGCCGCGCGCCGCAGCCGCCCGCGCCGCGUUGUGCUGGCGAACGCGGCAGCGGCGGCGGCAGCAGCCACCGGCCUCGCCGCCUCUGGCUCCGACUCGCACGGCCGGGGCUCUCCAGGCACGUCGGCGCUGGCGGCGGGCGCAGGAGGUGGCGCGGGCGCGGGGGCGGGGGCCAAUGGCUUUGGUCGGGGCGGCGUGGGCGCUGCGGCGGACCGCAGCCGCAGCAAGGGCUCGGCACCGGCGUCGCUGCUGGCCAAGAGGAAGGCGGCGGGUGGCGGCGGCUCCUCAAGCGGCGAGGAUGGCGACGGAGACGGAGACGGGCCUUGGCCGCCGCGCUCUCCACGUGACCGCCUGCCGCCGCAGCAGCAGUCGCAGGGUUCCGGGGCCAUGCAGCCGCAGCUGUCCGAGCUGCGGACGGCUGGCGAGCAGGAGCGGCUCUUGCGGCGCGUGUUGCUGGGGGAUGGCAACGGUGCCGCUGGUGCUGACGGCGCGGCGGGCAGCCAGGGCGGCGCCGCGGGUGGCGCCGGCGGCGCCAUCAACAGCAGCUUGCUGCAGCUACAGCAAAAGCAGCAGCGCUUUCAGCAAAUGCAGGUGCAGCUGGAGCAGCAGCGGCUGGAGCCAUGGCUUGAGCGGGGCCGGGGGCAAGGCUCGGCAGCCGGGGCACCGGGCGGCGGCGGUGUCGAGAUGCGGCUGGCAGUCGACCGCCUAGCCGGUGGCGCCGCCGGUGCCUUUGCGCGCGGCCUGGGCGGGUCCGGCGCCACUGCUGCUCUGAACGUGGGCCGUGACCAUGAGCGUGCGGCGGCUGGGCGAGACGACCGCGCGGAGGCGCAGGCGGACCUUGAUGAUGACGAGGCCGAGGGCACCGCUGCGCUUAUUAGCCUGGCAGCGGCUGCCGCCGGCGCAGGAGGCGGUGGCGGCAGCGGCAGCCUCGGCACCGCAGAUGCGGUGGCGGCGGCGCUGCUGCAGCGCGCCGCGGCGGGCGGCGGCGGCCGCUGCCAGGUAGACGUGCUUGCGUCCCUGCGGCAGCUGCGUGCUGUGGCGGUGGAGUCAGGUGCUGCGGGCGGGGCGCUGUCCCGCGAGCGCUUGGGUGCCGAGGAGCGCGAGCCGGACGCAGCUCGGGGCUUCACAGCCCGGGACCUGUUGCGCGACCUUCGCGACACGCGAGGAGACGCCGCCGCUGCCGCGGCCAUCUUGGACGGCGCAGGCGGGCCGGAGCAGCUCAGCCGCGACGGCCGCGCCGUAAGCACCGCUGCUGCUGUAGCUGCUUUGGAACGCAUUGCGGUGCUGGAGCAGCAGCAGCAACGGGAGCGCGAGCGCGAGCGGGAGCGCGAACGCGAACGUGAGCGGGACCGCGAACGCGAGCGGGAGAGGGAGCGGGAACGCGAGCGGGAGCGGGAGAGGGAGCUUACUGCCUUGGCUGCGGCUGGCGCCGGUACUGACGAGGACGAGCUCGAUGACUCACAGCUACGGCUGCUGCUGUUGUCCGCCGGCGGGCUGUCGCCGCUGCUGCUGGCUGUGCGCAUGGAGCAGCUGCAGCUGCAGCGCCGGCUGCGGCAGCUGCAGCGCAUGCAGUCGCGGCUACUGGCGCUGUGCCCCGGGUCGGCAGCGGAAGGGCUGCUCGGGCUAGGCGGCGGCGACCGCAGAGGGCUUGGCGGCGGCGGGCCAGGUGACCGCCUGGGGAUGACGCCGCCGCUGGAGGCCACGCCGCCGCUGCCGGCCAUGCAUGCGGCCGGCUUGUCGGGCGGCGACGCACUUUACCUCAAUCUUAUGGGUGUUGCCGGCGGCGGCCGGGGGCCGAAUGGUGGUGGUGGUGGCGGUGGUUCACUGCCUCCGCUACGCAUGGGCUCGGGCUCCCGUGGGGCUAUUGCAUCAGGCGGUGGCCGUGAUGGCGGCGCCCGCGAUAUGGCGCUGGAGGGGCCGGGUGUGGCGGAGGCGCUCAUAUCCAAGCUGGCGGCGGCAGCAGCCCAGGGCGCCGACGUGUCAGGCGUCGUGGCGGCGCUGGGGCUUGGCGGCGGCGGCUCUGGUGGCGGCGGCGGCGCAGGCGGCAAUGCUGAUUCAGAGGCUCAGCUGAGACAGGCGCUGGCUGAGCUGCUGAUCCGCAAUACGCGGAUGGAGCAGCUUGGCGGGCCCGGGAAUAGCAAUGGUGGAGGCGGUGGAGGCACGGGUGGUCCUCUGCGCGGCGCGGCGGGCGGUGGCGUGCUGGGUGCUUCGCGCGCGGGCGUGCAUCCAUACGGCGGUGGACGCACAGGCGGAGGUGGAGGCGGAGGCGACCGGUAUGAGCGGGAGCUGCAGCUGGGGGGUCGCGGCGGCCCCAGCGGUGACAGGCUGUGACGUUUGAGUUGUGACCUACGGCCAAAUGUCGAUUAGUGCAUCUCCCUAUGUGUGGUCGUGUGGCCUAGGGCUGUUCUGUCCUUUGUAUCUUCCGGUGCACUACGAGAACGCGCUGCUACUGACGCGCGGGAGCUGGUUGGGUUGGGAGACUUCUGUGCCGAGUGGAGGGCUUGGCUGUGCAGGCUUGAGUGCAGUUUGGGUAUGAGUGCAUGCAGAUGUGCAGUUCUUGGCGAACAUCACGGGUAUCAAGGCAUGAGGCACGAAACAGGGUUGCGGCUAACACAGCUCUCCCCAGCACUUUGUCAUGACCGCGUGUGGGGAUGGUGUACGGAUGGGGUCGUGGGCGGUGGAAUUCACUCAUGCACUACCUUACAAGGCGGGCCGUUGAAACGGAUUGGCCCAACUGGUUUUGGGUUGACCGAUUGGCCGCGACUACAAAUGACCGUGACCUGUGAUUACGGAGUGGCGAACUAGCACAGUAAUAGGGCUGCGAGUACGGCAGCAAGUGAAAUGAACGCAUGUGCUGUACGGGCUAGAUGUUGGAUGGGGCUCAAUGCAUUGCGGGGUAACUACUACGGGAAAGGCUCUUGGUCAAGCCUUGUUGGUGAUGAUGCUGGUGUGUGCAUGAUCGCUACAGUAUGCGGUGGCCAUGCAGCCGCAGGCGUGCAAGCGGGCAAAUGCUGGGGAUGCGGGCUGGAGCGCCGUCUAUUAAUGUUUGCACACGACCGCAGUUGCUGUAAAGCACUGCGGGCUGGUGUUGCCAAUGAUGUAGCGCCAUGGUUAGGCCAGGUAACUCUACUGGACAUGAUAACAUGACAACGGGGGGAGCUGCCAUCAACCCAUGUUAGGCAGCGCAGCCAAAUGUUCUUCAUACAUGCCGGCGGUUUGGGGUUGUGCUAUGAAUGAUACGUACAUGAUCAACCUUUCGGCGGGCGACCUGUUGAUUUGGUGAUGCCAUGGCAUGGCCACGUGCGAUGCUAAACCAGGUGGUGUCAAGGUAGUGUGUGAGGGCGUCAACUGCGGAGUAUCCGGGGUUGACGCAAGGACAUGAAAUGCAUUGCGUGACCUGGGGGCAGGCCUUCGUACAGCUUCUUUUAUUGAUGCACACGAGACGUUGGGAAUGAAUGAUGGGGAAUGGAAUGACGCGUGAGAGAUUGCGGUGCCAGCAGGCGCACCCGGUUUCCUGGACUGUCGACACUGUGCAUCGGGGCAUAGCGGCUAAGCUUUGAGGUAUCGGAAGGGGAAAGCUCAGGUAGGGAGCAUGUCAACGUGACCAUGUAAGCGGCCAAUGCGCUUAUAUUUACACAGAUCGUGUGCCUGCAAUUAUGGCAGGGCGCGGUGGAGGUGUGCAGAGGCUGGCGUCCUGCACCAGCUGUAACUCGGCUUUGUU
This is a messenger RNA of Chlamydomonas reinhardtii, 5183 nucleotides long. RefSeq lists its product as uncharacterized. Lineage: Eukaryota; Viridiplantae; Chlorophyta; Chlorophyceae; Chlamydomonadales; Chlamydomonadaceae. The record is from RefSeq and is a predicted model, not a curated record. The transcript has 4 exons. Bases 419 to 3793 code for a protein of 1124 amino acids.